CGGCCCGUUCCGCCCGGGGCAGCUGGCUCCGGAUGGCGUAGCCGGGUUGCACCCCUGGAGCGCAGGGAAAGUUGUUGCUGUUUCCUCUGAAGUUGCUCCUGGGGGUGUCCCGGGUUGACAGACCCGCUGAGAGUAGAUAAUUAAAAGUCUGGAAGACUUGAUUUCAAAGCAUAUACCACUGAUUUCAAAGGAAGUACAUCUACAUGAAGAACUACAAAAGGAGUUGAUUUGAGAAGACCCAGUGUUGCAAAAAUGACUUCAAGUUGUGUGAUUCCAGUGUUUGCUUUGAUGAUUUUGUGUUUAGCAGCUGCAGGUCCUGUGCCUAGGAGUGAAUGUGUGUUAUCGGCUGUCAACAGUUCCCACCCAGUUCAUGCCUUGCUGGAGAGCUUUACCGUCUUAUCUGGUUGUGCAAGCAGAGGCACAAUGGGCCUGCCGCAGGAGGUGCACAUCCUCAACCUCAGAAAUCCAGAGGAAGGCCUUGGCCAUCAUGAAAAAGAGGUCACGUUACAUUUGAAUCCCAUUUCCUCAGUGCACGUUCACCAUAAGCCUGUGGUGUUCCUACUGAACUCUCCUCAGCCCCUGACCUGGAAGCUGAAAACGGAAAGAUUGGCAUCUGGAGUCCGAAGAUUUUUCUUCGUAUCUCCAGGUUCCAUUGUUCAAUUUGAGAAGGGAAAUUUCUCCUUGGCAACAGAAACCGAAGAAAAGCCUUUCCCUCAGGGAAAUGAACAUCUGUUACAGUGGGCCCAAAAGGAAUAUCGAGCAGUCACGUCUUUCACUGAACUCAAAAUAUCGAGAAACAUUUACAUCAAAGUGGGAGAAGAUCAAGUUUUUCCUCCCACAUGCAACAUAGAAAAGAAUUUCCUCUCUCUGAAUUAUCUUGCGGGAUAUCUACAACCAAAGACAGCGGAGGGGUGCCUUAUGUCUGCCAUAGACCAAGAAAGAGAGGUUCAUAUAAUUGAACUAAUCACUCCAAACUCCAAUCCCUACAGUGCUUUCCAGGUGGAUAUAAUCAUUGACAUUAGACCAUCUCAACCAGACGUCAUGCUUGUCAGGGACCUCAUACUUAUCCUCAAGUGUAAAAAGUCUGUCAAUUGGGUUAUCAAGUCACAUGAUGUUCAGGGAAAACUGGAAGUGAUUGCACCAAACAGUAUUGGCUUUGGAAAAGAAACAGAACGAUCUAUGAUUAUGACUAAAUUAGUAAUACCUGAUAUUCCCUCAUCUCAUGAGAAUUUGAUUAAGUGGGCUUAUGACCAUGGCUAUCACCCAGUUACUUCCUACACGAUAGCCCCUGUGGCUAAUAGGUUCCAUCUACGAAUUGAAGACAGUGAAGAGAUGAAUGAUGAAGACCACCCUUUUCUUCCCCCGGAGCUGACCAAACUGCCAGAUAACCCUCUGCCUGCUUUGAAGGAGCCCACAUUAAGCGACGGCCUGGGUUUUCCUUUUCACAUUAACAGAGGAAGGCACGAUAAGGUGGGAGAAGGAAUUUCCUUACCAAGGGAUACAGAAGACACAAUAAUGAGUCGUUUCUAUGAGCAACUGCUUCAAGAAUCUGAAGAACCUGAAGAGGUGCAGGGAAGCAUUGAUGUAGCCCUCUCAGUAAAAUGUGAUGACAAAAUGAUGACUGUUGCAGUAGAAAAAGACUCCCUGCAGGCUAAUGGUUACACAGGGACAGAACUCUCACUACUAGAUCCUGCCUGUAAAGCGAAGAUGAAUGGUACCCAUUUCAUUUUGGAAUCUUCGUUGCACAGCUGUGGGACUCAACAGAUAGACUAUGCCUUGGAUAACAUAGUUUAUUUUAACUCUAUUGUUAUUCAGCUGUCCUCACCAGUGGAAAGUAGUGGUUGGGGAAUUGAUGAUGAAGAUGUCGAAUCGGGUGAUAAUGGAUUUCCAGGAGACACUGAUGAAGCAGAUGCUACCUUUCCAAGCAGGCCUGAAAUAGUUGUGUUUAACUGCACACUCCACCAGGCAGAGGGUGGCAAACGCUUACCUAAUCCUGCGCCUCCUGAACCCCGCAUCAGCAAUGUGACCUUCAACAUGGAGCUUUAUAAAACAGACCUCUUUUUCGCUCCCUUACAAGGACUCUUCUCUGUUGCUGAGAAUGGACAGAUUUACGUUGAGGUUUCUGUGACGAAAGCUGACAGAGCCCUGGGUUUUGCGAUCCAAACAUGUUUUGUUUCACCAUAUUCAAACCCUGAUAUGAUAUCUGAUUACACCAUCAUAGAAAACAUUUGUCCUAAAGAUGAAUCUGUUAAAUUCUACAAUGUCCAGAAGGUGAACUUUCCUAUACCACAUGCACAGAUGGACAAAAAGAGGUUUAGCUUUGUGUUUAAACCUAUAUUCAACAUCUCAUUGCUCUUUCUUCAUUGUGAGCUGACUUUGUGUACAAAUAAAGAAAAAGACACUCAAGGACUGCCGAAGUGCAUUCCUCCUGAUGAAGCCUGCACCUCGCUCAAUGUUGAUAUGAUCUUGGCCAUGAUGCACAAUAAGAAAACUUUCACCAAGCCCCUUGCUGUAAUAACCCAUGAAGAAAAGCCAAAAGGUCCACCUACUCACAAGCCAAAAGGCAGUGGGAUGCAGCCACCAGUUUUCUAUGGACUGGACACUCUGACCGUUGUGGGCAUCGCAUUUGCAGCAUUUGUGAUUGGAGCACUGCUGACAGGAGCACUGUGGUUUAUCUAUUCUCACACAGGACCUCUGCCUCAUUCAGUGCACAAAAUGGACAAGAAAAGGGGAAACAGCAGGAAGACAGCAGGUCCCCACAUACCCACCAGCCUCUGAAAACAGCAGUGCCGCACACAGUAUCGGCAGCACACAAAGCACCCCCUGUUCUAGCAGCAGUACAGCCUAACCCAAGGGGAAAUAAGUCCAAGGAGCAUCAUAGGAGGGCAGAGGUUCAAAGAGACAGUUUGUUGACAUUAGCUGUCUAAAGUUGGAAGGAUUAAUUUGGUUUCUUUUGAGAAAGGAGGGAUUUCACUGUAGAAAAAAAAAUCACCGGAUCUUCUGGAUAAAUACAGUCUUUGGACCUUUCUACAGCAUGUUAUGCUACAUGAGACAAAGCUAUUAAUUCUACAGUACUGCAACCUGUUAAAAGGGUGUGUGGGCUCUCAGUGCGAAAUACAUGCCAGUUUGAAAAAUGCUGCUUUGUCUAUACAAAAUAAUUUUUGGUUCCUAAACCUUUUCACUGAUAAGGUGUUCGUAAAGGGAUUUCAACAAGAUAAGUAGAAUAAAGGAGAUCUUAUGUCAAAGGAUUCCUACACAUCAGAAGAAGAAAGUCUCAAGCUCAGAUCUACUUGGUUAAAAACCAUUUUAUUACUUCAGCUAUAUUUAACCACUUCAAAAUAGCGCCUUGUUUUCUUGAGCUUGACUGCUAUAGCAUCUUACCUGCGUUCUUGUUUUGUAUACAGUUUCAGGUGUUUAAAAUAUGUUUGCCUUUGGUAAUUAUAAUGCUCACUAAAGCAACAUUCCCUUUCUUGUUCACUGGGCCAAAACUAUCUUCAGUUAGGGGUUUUUACCCACUAUACACACAAAGAUUAAAGAAAGAUAAUAUGCACUAAUGUUAAUGUGUGUAUACUUAAUGAAAUAUCUUUAUGCAAAUGUAUAUACCACAGUAUACACCAUUUUACUUAAUCUAGCAUGUCUAUUUUUUAGACAGGGAAAAUGAUAUUAAUAUCCCACCCACGAGGAUGUUGUUAGAUAUUUAUAAUUGGCUCUUUAGUUUAUAUGCAUAUUUUGAAACUAAUAUAGAAAAAAGUAUAUUGAAAUAUACUUGGCUCAGUCCUACAUUCUUUGUGUGGCUCGAAUUCCAGUUGACAUCACAGUGAUUUUGAGUGCACAACGAAUAUACAACCGAGCCUAUCUGUAUAAAACACUGCGUAUAAAAAUUAAACUGUUCUUUUAAGAUAACAGUCCACAGCGGUUUGUGUCAAACUACUAGUUAGUCAUAUGAACUUUGCAGUUGGAUAUUCCCAAAGUAAUGUUAGAAUGUGAGAUGGGCAAUAAGGCACUAAUUUUCAUAGUAUUAUUUUAGUGCUUUUGCCAUACCCUGACCUUACAAUAAAUCCCAAAUGGAGGGAAAAAUUAGAUGUGAAUUACUUUGAAUAUUAUGGUGUUACUUUGCAACUGUAAUAUGCUCUGAUUCCUCUGUUUUUGGUUUGUUUGGGGUUGUUUUUUAAAGUGAACGCUAUUCUCUUGUCACAGGAUAUGAAUGACUUUAGUAGAGGCUGCUUGUAUUCUACAGCAGGAGAAUAGGAUUCUUUAUAUUAGGGUGAUAUUCUCCUAAGUCUGAACUCAAUUUUUCUAUUGCUAACUCUACACUUAUGCCAUGUAUACAACUCAUAUUGUCAAUGGAUAUUCAGCCUGUAUCAUGAGAUCAAAAUGUGCAAUAGAGAUACGUACUCAGGAUCAGAUAGCAGAAUUUUUCCCUUAAUUUUUUAAACACAUUUGUCUCUGAUCCUGCAAAUGUUUAUGCACAUGGGUAAACUUACAGACCAACCCUGAUGUUGCAAAGGCUUAUCCAUGUACUUAACUUUAUGCCCUGUGAUCAGUCUGUGUCAAUGGGAACUGCUCACAGUGAGUAAAGUUAAGCACAUGUGAAAUCCUUUGCAAGAUCAGACCAAUGAAUAAUUCCAUUGAGUUCAACAGAAUGACUCACAUACAUAAGUGUUUGCAGGAUUGAGUCCUUCGUGUGGGGAGAACAAAUAUGCUACCUGUGUCUUUGAAAAUAAUGCGCUUUGCCUAACCUUCAGCAGAAUGUAUUGUGUAAGCAUAUUCUAUGUAUAAAAUCUUUAAAGAUGUCUUCAAAGAAGACUAAAGUCUUUAAGUCAAUCAUAGCUAUAUUUUACUACAUUAAAUUUGUGUAUAAAGAUAUAUUUAAGUGUUUUAGAUAAAUUUAAAUUACUCGAUAUAUGUUUAAUUUCAGUUACUGUGAAUUUUACAUUUUUUGUAAAUUCUUAUUACCAUUUUAACCCUUUCCUUCUCAGAUUAAAAAAAGUAGUGUCUCAUAGGAAGUCUUAGAAAAUUCUGUUGUUGUGAUGGACAGGUUAAAACCCUUUGUGUAAGAUAGCUAAUUGUAUAUUGUUGAGAGAAACAUGCUGCAUUAUCAAUGAUUUUUAUCAAUAAUUUACUCUAAUUUUAAAACUUACAGAUUUAUAUUUCCAAACUGACAAACCAAAAAAUACAGUGCAUAAAAACAAAAUUGACUUUUUAGCCUUAUAUCCAGGAUACAAUUUAAAUUAAUAGGCUCAUUUUGAUGUACUUAGCUGUUUAGAGUUAAGAGUAUUUCAAACGGAGUUAAUGGAAAAUUACCAAUAUGUUAAUUGGAUAAUGGAUUUCAUCAAAUGCAAGUGUAGUUUCUUAUAGGAUUGAACAGUCUCUUCUGUAGGCAAGAGAAGUAAAACAAGGGCAUUUCCCAAUUAAUAGCUUUAUUAGAAGAAUGUACCAUACCUUGCAGCAGUCAUUGACUACUGCAAUUCAGAAUACUGCUACAAAUGUAAACUCUUCUUUUAUAAAACAGCCAUUUAUAUUUACUGCAAGUUUCUUUAAAGUUAUAUUGUGUUGUAUAUCAUUGAAUGUUUCGCUGCAAAGCCACAGUUCCUUGAAUCUAUCAAGAGGCCUGAUCCUGCCAUCAUUACUCAAAUGAGAUAUUUAUCUUGUUCAGAGGAGCAGCACAAGGCCUAUGUGCCAUUUACAUCCCAUCUAGUUACUCAGAAUGGGGCUCAUGAGACUUAAUUGGUGCUGGCCUUCUCUGCCAAGGUGAAUUUCACAAGUCAUCUUAUUGAGUCCAGUGGGGUAUCUGGUGGAAGGAUGGCAGAAUUGGGCUUUUAAAAAGACAGCUUCUGACGAUAAAAGCCAUUAGUGAAAUACUUAAACUCCAAGGCAGACUGCUUAUUGUGUUCAUAUAUUGUCUAAUCACUAGCUUUAACCUUUAAAAAUAUUUGGUGUUGGGUAGCUGUUACAUUUUCGUUUUAAGAAGUCAAAACAUUCUGAACUGGGCUUUUCCAUUGCAUUUACCAGAUGGAAGAGGGUUUUGCAUAAUGUCUCUAGAGAUGAUUGUAAAUUCUUUUUGUUCCUCUUCUAAUUGUUUUCUGUAAUGUAUAUACCAGUCUUUUCUGUAAUGUGUAUCUACCUCAUCCUUCACAAGAAGACUUGUACUGCUGGUUAUGCUGACAGCACUUUCUGUGAGGUAACUGUUGUGCUCUGUUUUUGUCAGUCAGACAUGGGGUGUUCAUGAAAUUAAUUGGUAUUAGCUAUCAUGUUUUCAGCUGGUUCCAAACACAGUACUUUGAUUUUUUUUAAUCAGUUCUUAAUUAGCAAAAUUUCAUCACAGAUGUAUUUUUAAAAAAUCAAUGGGAGAAAUGAAUCCAUUAAUCCCUCUGGCCAGUCCGAACACCCCAUUGGUAUUUAGUUCUGUGUUCAGUAUUUCAGAAGACUUGGGGAAAUGCUUAAUUGUACAGUUUUGAUAACCACAGUGUCAUGUCAUCUUAGUCUGUGCAUAAUAAAGUUAUAUAUCAAUUAUUAA
Messenger RNA from Chrysemys picta bellii (western painted turtle), 6517 nucleotides. NCBI's taxonomy places the organism in Eukaryota, Metazoa, Chordata, Testudines, Emydidae. The record is from RefSeq and is a predicted model, not a curated record.